Ectocarpus sp. CCAP 1310/34 is the source of this 297-nucleotide messenger RNA. The record is from the annotation of a GenBank genome assembly. Lineage: Eukaryota; Phaeophyceae; Ectocarpales; Ectocarpaceae.
GGUGGGUAGCAACGUUCGCGAAAACGUGCCACGGAGAAACACGUUCAAGUUGUCUCUUCUUCGUAGAUGCGGCAUAACCGCCGCCUCUUCGAAUCCUCUAGAGGGCAAACAGGGAAGCGUCCGAUACUUCAAUUCCUGUUUUAUGGCCCCCAUACCCCUAGCGCCGCGACCACCGGACAGUCACGGCCCAUCAUAGUAUUUUGUGUAGAUUCUACGCGCAGCCGCCAAAACACAGACCCGGCACCAUUGUUUCGCUCACCUUGGGAACUUGUGUUCGGUUCCGGGCCAGGGUUGUAG